CGGGGAAGGGUCCCUUCUUGAGUUCAGGGCAUCCGCCUCUGACUUCCCUCCAGGCUCCGGACAAACCCCCAACUGGGGGGGACGGGAGACUCUCAGCUGAGGCACGCCUGGAAACCCUCCCUUCCCCGCCAUUUCUGGGCAGGGAAGGCGCCCCAGGCCUUCCUCUCCCAACCCAGGGAGGAGCAACAGAGUCCAGCGCCCGAGCAAACGAAGACUCAGGGCGGUGCAAGAAGGGCUGCCUUCCCUGGUCCUCUUUGGGGAGACCCAGAGCUCUCGCCUCGUCCUCCCGAAGGGUUAAAGCCACUGAGUCCGCAUUCCUAGAGAGGAAGGUUUUUUUCGAGCAUAAGAGAAAGAUGGACAAGCAAGACUCGGUUGAUCCUGAAGCAGGAAGAGGCCCGGAUGCCAUCAGGACUGUGAGCAGUGGGACAUUCUGUGAAAAAACGGGGCAGAAGAUCUUCGGUGAGGCUCAAGAGACCUUGUGUCAAGUUCAGUCUUCUUCCUCUGAGGCAGAGGAGGCCCCUGGGGACGCCAGGCAGAGUCUGCUGCAAGAGGCGAUCAGGCAGGGUGGGAGUGGAGGUGCCGACACUCAGGGGAACCAAACCAAGCUAGCCACAAGGAUUCAGUUACCCCUUCUUGGUGACGGAGAGAAAUCACAUCAGGAUCCAGUGACCUUUGAAGAGGUGGCCGUGUGUUUCACCCAGGAGGAGUGGGCACUGCUGGAUCCUGACCAGAGGGCCCUACACAGGGAGGUCAUGGAGGAGAAUGCCAGGAUUGUGACAUCUCUCGAUAACUGGAGAAAAUCAUAUUUAUGUAGGAAUUGUGGCGGUUCUUUUAUGCCUCGAUUGAACCUUGCCAGACACGAAACAACCCAUGGAAAAGAGGAAAGAAAUGUCAGAGAGAACCUCUAUGAGUGCCUCAUAUGUGGUAAAUAUUAUUCGGAAAAGAAGGCCGAUGUGCAUCCAAAGAGCGAUUUCAAGUUGUGUCUUAUGAGCAACUCACGAGACCAUCCAGGAGAGAAACCGUACAAGUGUCAACAGUGUGGGAAAUGUUUUACUCGGAAUUCAACGCUCUUAAUGCAUCACAGAAUCCAUACAGGAGAGAAACCAUACAAAUGCCAGGAGUGUGGGAAAUGUUUUACUCAGAAUUCUCACCUUCUGACUCAUCAGACUGUACAUGCGACAGAGAAGCCAUACAAAUGUAAGGAAUGUGGAAAAUGUUUUACUCGGAAUUCAAACCUUUUGAUGCAUCAAAGAGUCCAUACAGGAGAGAAACCCUACCAUUGCCAGGAGUGUGGAAAAAGUUUUGCUCAUGGGUCAGACCUUAGGACUCACCAGAGAGUCCAUACAGGAGAGAAACCCUUCAAAUGCCAGGAGUGUGUGAAGUGUUUUGUUCGCAGGGCAGAUCUUGUGUGUCAUGAGAGAGUCCACACAGGAGAGAAACCCUACAAAUGCCAGGACUGUGGAAAAUAUUUUGUGCGGAAGAAAGACCUUGGGAGCCACGAGAGAGUCCACUCAGGGGAAAAACCGUACAAAUGCCUGGAGUGUGGCAAAUGUUUUGCUCAUAGUUCAAACCUAAUGAAGCAUCAAAGAGUUCACACAGGGGAAAAACCAUACAAAUGUCAGGAGUGUGGCAAAUGUUUCGCUCACAGGUCAGACCUCACCGUGCAUGAAAAAAUCCAUACAGGAGAGAAGCCAAACAGAUGUCUGGAGUGUGGGAAAUGUUUUGUUCGUAAAGUUGACCUUGUGAGUCAUCAGAGGGUACAUUCGGGAGAGAAACCAUACAAGCCGCCAGAGUGUGAGACAUUCCUGCAUUCAUUCCUUCAUUUUAUUUAUACCCCUCCUUUCUCCCGAUAAAGGAGAGGACUUCCCAAAGCAGCUAAUGCUUAGCAAUUUUUUUUGCUUGAAUUUCAAGCCAGAGUUUGCAAGGAAGAUAAAUUAUGCACAAACUGGGACUAUGGGAGAUUUUUUCCCCCAGAGUUUAGGAUUUCUAAUCCAUUAGGGAGUCCACAUACAAGAGAAGUAAUACAAACUACCAGGAGUGUGGAAUGUCUGUUUUCUGGUCAGAAUUCACAGAAAUGUGUGUGUGGCUUUAGAGCCUCCACACAUAGAGUGUCCACAUCAAUAAUGCAGGUUUUCCAGAUUUUGAAUUGAAAGAUGUUCUAGUGCCAAAAAGUGAGGGAAAUGAUGGUCUUUCGGUGAUCCCUAUUUGUAUUUAUAAAGAAAAACUUUUAAAUCUCCCAUUAAGCAUUUGAACUCAUGAGUACUGGGGCUGUGUUUGGACUGAUAGACAAGAACUACAGCUGGCGGGACCUGUGUUCAAAUCCCUGAUUCUGCCCUGAGAGCCAGUGUGGUGUAGAAGAUGCAAUGUCUGACUAAGACUUCGGAAAUCUGAGUUCUCCUGAGCUAGGAGAAAACUCAAUUGGGUGGCAAGGGUAAACCAGUUCCUCAGCAUUUCAUGGACCUUAAAUCCUGUUAUGGCCACCAUAAAUCAGAAGUGACUUGAUGAUCAAUCACAAAAACUGUAACAGCCUAAAGGUUCACUCUGUAACCUUGGGCGAUCCACUCGCUCUUCACCUUUGUUCUUUUUCAAGGAUCCAAGGCAAAUAUGGAUUCUUGCUUGGAAUUGCUAAAACACAUUGGUGGAUCUCACACAUCUUAAUUGGAGAACCAACAUGUGAUGGAGUAGUUGGCAAAUCACAGGGCUAAUGUGAAAACAUUCCAUACUCUAGAACAGAAACGAGACCGUGCUAUAUAUGUUGAAAAUAAAAUAAAAAUUAAUGAGUCUUAGUUUGAUUGGUGCACCCAAAAGUUUCAUUUCUACCAUGGUAUAUUUUGAUUAUUCUGUGCAUUCCUGGGUUUAUUUUUGCAUGUGUAUACAUUAAUAAAAU
Pogona vitticeps (central bearded dragon) is the source of this 2887-nucleotide messenger RNA. NCBI's taxonomy places the organism in Eukaryota, Metazoa, Chordata, Lepidosauria, Squamata, Agamidae. The record is from RefSeq and is a predicted model, not a curated record.